CUGGUCUCGGGGACCAGGCUGUUUUCAGGCAGCAGGGGGGCAGCGCGUCUGCCCCUGUUCAACCUUGUAAGGAUGAUUCCUCAAAAAAAAAAAAAAAAAGGCUGCGGCCAUGGCCAACUUGGCGGUGCGGGAGGAGCGGGCAGCUGCCGCAGCGGCCAGCCACAAUGCCCGCGCUGCACUGAUGGAGGAGCAUGGGGAGCGGGGCACUCGCUGGUUCCAUCGGCAGGCUGAUGAGCCAGCAGCCGGCGCGCAGGAGCCCAUCACGCACUUGAAGGUGCCGGGGCAACCGGCGCCUGUGGCGCUCACGGGGCCGGGCACGCGCAACACUGUCUCAGCAGCCGCCGCAGCCAUGUACAGCAGCACCAGCCCCACCGGCCUGUUCCGCGUGCAGCCGGUCUGUACGGCGUCGCAGCAACAGCUUCUGGCGGCCAUUGACCGCAAGGUUCCGGCGGAUCUGCAGGCCGCCGCAGAGGGGUCCGGGGACGGCGCCCUCAGUGAUGCCGAGCUGAUGGCAGCGCUGGCUGGCUCCGCCAAUGGUAAAGCACCUGGGUCGGACGGGGUUCCGUAUGAGGUGUACAAGGUCUUCUGGGCACUGCUGGGCCCGCGCUUGUGUGCUGCUGCUGCCGCUGCCUUUGCUGCCGCUGCAGACGCCCACGAUGGCGGUGAAAUGGCGGCGGCGCUGCCCGCCUCCUGGCGGGAGGGCAUCAUCACGCUCAUCUACAAGGGCAAAAGCCUGGACCGCGCCGAGCUGGCGUCCUACCGGCCCAUCACGCUGCUCAACUGCGACUUCAAGAUGGUGUCCAAGGCCGUCAGCGCCCGCCUGCAGCCUGCCCUGGAUGCAGUUGUGGAUGAGCUGCAGACCGCGUUCAUCACCGGCCGCUGGAUUGGAGACAACGCGCUGUACCUCCAAGGCCUGAUCGAAUGGAUGCGCCUGGACGUGGGCGCGGACGGCACGCCACGGCAGGGUGGUGCGCUGUACUUCUUGGACAUUGAAAAGGCGUAUGACCGGGUGCACCGGCAGUGGCUGUAUGCGUCCGCGGAGGGUCUGGGGUUUGGGCCGCGCAUGCUGCGCUGGAUCCGCCUGAUCACUGCCAACGGCUCUGCCCGCGUGUGUGUGAACGGGAUGCUCUCUGACGCCUUCCCAGUGCUGAACGGCUUGCCGCAGGGCAGCACCGCCUCACCACCCCUGUGGGUCAUCCAGAUGCAGCCACUGACGUCCUUUCUGCGGCGGCAGGUGGAGCAAGGGGCACUGCGCACGCCCCUGUUACCCAGCGGCGAGCAGGCGCCGCCUGCUGCCCACCACGCUGACGACACGACCCUCACGGCGCGCGACCCGGCGGUGGACGGGCCGGUCCUGAUGGCGGCAGUACAGCUGUUCUGCCGCGCGUCCAACGCCCGUGUCCAUCCGGACAAGAGCAAGGCCAUGGGCCUUGGCAGGUUUGCGCACCUGACGGGCCCUUGCCCACACACGGGGGUGCCGUUUACCACUGGCGCCGUGACGCACCUGGGUGUGCCUCUGUCGUGGGACUCUGAUGCGGCUGCAGCUGACCUGUACACCCGGCGGGCUCGCGGCAUGGCGUUUGUGGCGCGUCUGUGGGCUGCCCUGUCUCUGACCCUGGUUGGCCGUGUGCACGUUGCGAAGCAGGUGCUGGCGGCGAAGCUGGCCUACCACUUCAGCUUCCUCAACCCAUCGCCUGCGCAGCUGAAGGAACUCACCGACCUGGUGGACCACUUUGCUGCGCGCUCCGUGCACGCUGAGGAUGCCAGCCUGGUGUCGCACGGGAACCCGCUCCUGCUGCCAAAGCGGGAGACGGCCUGUCUGCCGUACAAGGAUGGGGGUGUCAACCAUGUCGACCUGCCUGCGUUCCUGUCUGCCCUGCAAGCUAAGACUUUCGCCCUGCUUGCCCAGCCAGGCCGGCAACCCUGGAAGACGCUCACCCGGGCGCUGCUUACUCAUGUGCGCCCGGACUCUGCCACCACGUGGGCGUGGGUGUACAGCGACGCGCCGGCGCCAGCGGGGCUGCCUGCCCGGCUGGCGGCCGCGGUCGGCCACGUGCGGAGCGCGGGCGUGGAACAGCAUCCGCCGCAGCCAGCCACUCAGCCGCCAGCGGCGCCGCCACAGUGGCGGGUUAGCCUGGACCAGCUGUGGGUGGCUAACGCUGCGGGGGCUGUGUCCUACGUCCACUACACGGGGCGGCUCUUGGAGCCUGGGCCUGGCGUGCUGCCCCCGGCAGUGGAUGGGGCGUGGCAGCCUGCCUGUGUGCUGCAGCACCGCAAGCCGCGGCACCUGUGGACCUUUGAAGAGCGGGCGGCGUACGAUGCAGCAUCACCAGGGGAACGGGCAGGGGCGUGGCCUCGGGCGCCGUACUUCCUGGCGCCGGAGGCUGGGGUGGUGGUGCACCCGGAGCACUGCCGGAUUGCGGGUGUCAGCUUGGCGGACUACACGGUGCGGGACGUGCGGCGGGCCAUCACCGCGGCCAACCCGGCCGCCCCUCUGGCUCCGGCCCGCCCCGCAGCCAUGCCGUGCCCGGCGCCAGCACAGCAGGCGGGGGGUUCGGGGACCCAGCCGGCGGCACAGUCGCGGCUGGCGGAGUGGGAGGCGGAGUGGCAGCGUGCAGCGGCGCAGCUGACCACCACGGCGGCGCAGCACUUCCACAAUAACCCGGUGGCUCUGGACCCCUGGCUCCACCGCACCUCCGCGGCAGCCGGGCAGCAGAACACGCCGGCGUGAGAACUGCAGUCGUAUGCGUCCCCGUCCCAGCAGUCGGCUUCUCACCGCACAGCUCAAGGCGGCUAAGCUGGAGCACUUUGUUGCCAUCUGGACGGCGGGUGGCGCGCUUUGUGAAGUGGAGGAGGUUCAGGGUGGGUCACCGAAGUUGCACUUGCGGCUGACGCUUGCAUCACCUGUGCAGGCCCCCUAGGUUUCCUUUUGGGCGGCGUUUCUUUCCAGGCGCUGGCGUGGCGUAUUAUCGUCAUCAGCUUAUCUGGCGCCCCAUGUGUCAUAGCUCUGGCUGGCGUCGCAGCGCCUGGGCGGCUGUGGGCCUUCCUGCACAGCGCGUCUUGCAGCGGGCUGGAGCCCGAUUAGUCAGCGCCACAUCUGGCCCGUUUAGUUUUCUGCUUGUGUCUCCUCUGCCAGUUCUCCUGGGGUGUUGCUCAAGCAACCGACUUGUGGGGGUGGGGUGGGUUACGGCGGGUCGAGUGUUGGUAGCACUGGUGUUUUCCUUUCUGGCGCGCGGUGGUGGGGGUUCUUGCGGUUAGGCUGUGGUGUAGGUUGGUGCUUGGGUUAGGUCUGGCGGUGUUUUUUGUGCAACCCCUCCCGGGGGGCGGGGGGGCCAGCCUCCUGCUCUGUCUGCCGGGUCGGGGUGGGGUGGGGUGGGAUGGAUGGGUGGUUGGUGGCGGUUUUUCGAGGUGUUUGUUUUCUGUUUUUCUUCUCUUUUCUUCUCUUCUUGCCCUGUCAGGGUUCUGGUCUCGGGGACCAGGCUGCUUUCAGGCAGCAGGGGGGCAGCGCGUCUGCCCCUGUUCAACCUUGUAAGGAUGAUUCCUC
Molecule: messenger RNA, 3544 nt
Organism: Chlamydomonas reinhardtii
Lineage: Eukaryota; Viridiplantae; Chlorophyta; Chlorophyceae; Chlamydomonadales; Chlamydomonadaceae
Exons: 2
Coding region: 110-2731 (873 amino acids)
Source: RefSeq, a predicted model, not a curated record